Molecule: messenger RNA, 2310 nt
Organism: Hemiscyllium ocellatum (epaulette shark)
Lineage: Eukaryota; Metazoa; Chordata; Chondrichthyes; Orectolobiformes; Hemiscylliidae
Product: E3 ubiquitin-protein ligase TRIM63-like
Exons: 9
Coding region: 147-1196 (349 amino acids)
Molecular function (GO): zinc ion binding
Source: RefSeq, a predicted model, not a curated record
AUCUUAUCACAACGCCUGAGCUCCAGUGAAUCUCUUCUGAAGAGGAUACUAACAAGGAAUUUGACUGAAAGCAACGACAGCGACAGGGAGAGGAAAAAGGCAACGCAACUCAGCAGGUUUUUAAGUGGUGCGCACUAUAUUUGGAGAUGGAUUUCCAGCCGAACAUUAUUCGACAACCCAGUACGAUGGAGACGCUGGAGAAGCAACUGAUCUGCCCAAUUUGUCUCGAAAUGUUUGAAAAGCCAGUUGUGAUCCUGCCUUGCCAACACAAUCUAUGCAGAAAAUGUGCCAAUGAUGUAUUCCAGGCUGCUAAUCCAUAUUGGCAGGGUCGAGGUACCAUGAUUUCUGGAGGUAGAUUUAGGUGCCCAACCUGUCGACAUGAAGUUAUCCUGGACCGUCAUGGGGUAUAUGGACUGCAGCGGAACCUGCUGGUGGAGAACAUCAUUGAUAUCUACAAGGAGGAGGGCAUCAGCAAACCCUUGAAGAAAGGUAACCAGCCCAUGUGUGAAGAGCAUGAAGAUGAAAAGAUCAACAUUUACUGCAUCUCUUGCCAAGUUCCCACCUGCUCAAUGUGCAAGGUCUUUGGAGCUCACAAGGACUGUGAGGUGGCCCCUCUACAGAAUGUAUUUCAACAGCAAAAGACAGAACUGACUGAUCGAAUUGCCAUGCUCAUGGCUGGCAAUGACAGAGUCCAAGUCAUUGUCGACCAGUUGGAAGAGACCUGCAAAAGCAUUGAGGAGAACAGCAAACACCAGAAACACAAGCUCAUGGAACAGUUUGACAAGUUAUACACUAUUCUGGAGCAAAGGAAAGAUGAUAUGCUUCAAUCAAUUACAAAAGAACAAGAGGACAGAGUAACAUUCAUCAAGGAUCUGAUCAGGCAACACAAAGAACAUCUAGAGACAUCGUCUAAACUAAUAGAAAAUGCAAUUCAAUUCAUGGAGGAACCUGGAAUUGCUACCUUUCUUGUGAAUGCAAAGAAACUCCUGGAAAAGAUCAUUGGUGCCUCCAGAACCUCCCAUAUACCAGAAUAUGAAGAUGGAUUUGAGAAUAUGGACCAAUUUUCAGUGGAUCUGGAAAUGGCAGAGGAAACCCUGAAGAAUAUAAGAUUUGGAACAGAUGAAGAAGAGGUAGAGGAAGAGGUGGAGACUGAGGAAGAGGACGUAGUGGAAGAUCAAGCUGAUGACCAGCAGUGAUGUUGCUGUUGUGAUGGUGACGUGGAACGUCUCUUGUGAAUUCUUGGGAUUAUCAUGCCCUGCAGAGUCACAGACAGCUGAGGAAGAAGUAAAACUUGUUCAACAAUUUUCUUUUUGUUCAUAAAAAUGUUUUGAAAAAAUAUCAAAAAAUGUUUUUAUAUGGUGCAAAAUUAAUGGUUUUGUACAUUUUAUAUCUUAUUUUUGUAUACAAUACAAUGGAGUAAUAAUUCAUUGUAUUUUUUUAAAACAUUGAGAUUUAGCAUUUAGUAUAGCUUAAGUCCAUCUGCAAUAUGUGUGCUAUUCCAUUAGAUUUUUAGCUGAAGCCCUACAUUGUAGCAAUCUCCAGUUUGUGAUAGGCAAAGGGCUGGAUCCAAAAGCUUCCCUAAGUCACUGGUUCAUGGACUUCUAGGAUUGUAAAUCCACUUUUCAAAUGGUUUCAGUCAUCACGGAUCCCUUCAUCCUAUCUAAGUUCUAACAAUAUAAAUUUUUCAUUUUAGAUUUCUGAAAGUAAAAUUCAUUAUAUCCCCAUUAAAGGAUUAUGUGAUUUUUCUCUAGUUCUGAUCUAGAGCCCAGUUGCAUCACUGACUGAAUUUGAUUAUGCUUCUAGGUUUUCUGGACAAGGUUGACACAGUAGCUCCUUCAUAUCCUCCCCUGAGUCCCAGAUCCAAGAAUCCAUUCCUGGUCUCUCUGGUAUCUCUUACCUGCCCUGUUAAUCCUAUUACAGUGGGUGAGCUCUCAGAUGUGUUCCUCCAGCAGAUCCAAGGAAACCAAAAUAAUAACCAAUAGUGUAUGCCUGACUUACAUCACCACAGCAAUGGAUCCCACUUAUCUUCUUUCCUGAAAAGUCUUUAUUAAAUCCCUGGGACCCCAGGUUGAGAACCACAGCCCUCAGAAUCACUAAAUGGAAACUGAAUGCAUUGUAGAUGGCAAAUGUAGAGCAUAGAAAUAAGGAAAUAAUCAAUUAUCAGAAGAUCAGGAGACUUGAAAUGAGAAAUAGGAAAUGGUGCAAGUAAGCAGCAAGUCAAUCAUUAUAUUUAAGAAUAGAUUUUUAGUUGAAGCAGAUUCCUGAGAUGUCAGUUUAAAAACUCGGUUAUGAUGGUCACUUCAUUUUCAU